Molecule: messenger RNA, 4648 nt
Organism: Physcomitrium patens
Lineage: Eukaryota; Viridiplantae; Streptophyta; Bryopsida; Funariales; Funariaceae
Product: phospholipase SGR2
Cellular component (GO): cytoplasm
Molecular function (GO): glycerophospholipase activity; metal ion binding
Source: RefSeq, a predicted model, not a curated record
UCACGGCGCCCGGUUGGCCUCCUCACCAGCUUGCCCUUGAUUGGAAGUACCGUCGCUUGAGGUGCUAUUCAGCGAACAUCCGGGUGAAUACGUGUUGGUCUUAGAUCUUCUUGCGAUGGGCGAGUAUUUUGCCGUAUUGAGGUGGAGAAAGUGAGUUUGGCGUUUGGUUUCUGUGAAUUGUGAACAGUCGAAUUGGUUUCUUCUCUCGGAUGGACGUGGAGGAUACGUAGGGCGGGAGAUGGUGUGUGGAGUGGUGGAUAUUUCGUUGUUAUUAUAAUGGUGAUGGUGUGGGGAGGUGGCGAAAAAUGCGAGGCCCCGGGAGAUUGGAAGUCGUUAGAAUUGUGUGAUUUCGGACGAUGUGUGUUGUGGUGCCUCCCGUACAGGUUACGAUUCAGUUGAGAAGGUUUUGCUGGUGGUUGAUUGCUUUUGGGAAAUGUACAGCUCAGCUCGGAGAAUUGAGAAAAAAUCUCUUCUAAUACACAUGAAUUGCAAUUGCCUUCUGAUACGAUGCUCUGAUCAUUGUCAGGGGUUUUGCUCAAGGCUUUAGUAAGUUUAGGUUUGUUGUGCGGUAUUUCGCGAUAGGUUGCGGUGGGGUGUCAAAAGUAGUUACAAUUGCUUAGGGAGUGGUGUUCGUCAAGUGACGUACUCUCAAUGGCAGAGCCUGGUUUGUCUCCGUUGUCUCUAUCGCCGUCAUCCUCUCGGCCUACCGCGAGACCUGGAACUCCUAGUCGUGAUUCUAGCGGAGGGCCUCCCCCUCUCCCUGCCAGCCCCUCAAAGAGUCCACCGAAGAGCUCUCCGUUAAAGAGUUCCUACUUAGGCUUGGAUUCUAAGUAUCCUACACAAAGAAUAACCGGAGACUACCUACUGUCGGGUUCAUUCCAUGAAAGGCCGGCAGAGGUUUCCAAUUCUAACCUGGCAUCAAAUGCAGCUGCUGAUUCCUCAUCAAUUGCAGCACUUGAUGCAAAAGUGAAUCAAGAAAAUUUGGAGCAGGAGAUUAUGCCUUCCUCGGCGGGCCUUGAAGCUAGAGUUGCAUUGGAGCAGACAGCAGCUGCUGCGAAGUAUGGUGCGCAUACGAAAAGUGUUUCAGAUGGUGCGGACGUCCGGUGGUACUUUUGCAAGACUCCACUCCGCCCUAAUGAAGCUGCUGCACAAGUGCCAGCAUCCGAGGUUGUAGGCAAAGGCGAGUACUUCCGAUUUAGUCUACGGGAUUCACUUUCACUGGAGGCUUCAUUUGUACAGAGAGAGGAAGAACUGGUGAAAGGAUGGUGGAAGGAGUAUGCAGAAGUCAGUGCCGGCCCGACAAAGUCUUCUGGUACCCUUCCCAAUAUCCUCCAAAGUGAUAAGGGAUCAACCGAAGAGAAGUUUGGAUCAAUUAGUAGUGCUAGCGAUGGUAGAACAGGCCAAAAAGGUCCCGGUAGUACUAAUUCCGAUUACGAUGACGAUGAGGAGAGCGUGGGCGUGCUUGUCAAGGCCGGGUUAUAUGAGGUUGACCUUAUGCGGCGGAGGUGUAUCCCAGUCUACUGGAGAGGGGAGCAUCGCCGCGUAUUACGCGGUCACUGGUACGCACGGAAAGGUGGACUUGAUUGGUUGCCACUUCGGGAAGAUGUGGCUGAACAGCUAGAGAUUGCUUACCAUAAGAAGAUAUGGCGCCGUCGAAAGUUUCAACCAUCAGGAUUGUAUGCUGCCCGUGUCAAUCUCACUGGCACAACUAUGGGACUUCAUGCGCUUUUUACGGGAGAGGAUGACAACUGGGAAGCAACGCUUGGAGUAGAUGCCUCAGGUAUUUCAGCUAUACUUGGUUUUCAAGGAAGUGGUGUGAAGCUUCGACGUGGUUUUGCUCCCCCAGACGGUGUAAAUCAAACUCAGGACGAACUGAGGCAAAAAAAGGAGGAAGAGCUGGAUGAUUAUGCUUCUCAGGUGCCGGUUCGCCACGUGGUGUUUAUGGUGCAUGGUAUUGGACAACGACUCGAAAAGGCAAAUUUGGUUGAUGAUGUUGGCGCUUUUCGGGAAACUGUUACAGCGCUGUCAGAGCAACAUCUUACGCCACAUCAACGUAAUGCACAACGAAUUUUAUUUAUACCGUGCCAGUGGAGGAGAGAGUUGAAGCUAGGUGGCGAGGUAGCUAUGGAGCAUGUCACUUUAGAUGGUGUUCGUGCUCUUCGGACAAUGAUUACGAAAACUGUGCACGAUGUUCUGUAUUACAUGAGCCCUGUUUACUGCCAGGAUAUUAUUGAUUCUGUCACUCGAUCCCUAAAUCGACUUUACGCCAGAUUCAUAAAGCGAAACCCAAGUUUUGAUGGCAAGGUGUCACUGUAUGGACACUCUCUGGGGAGCGUUCUAACUUAUGAUAUUCUUUGUCAUCAAGAUACAUUGAAAUCCCCAUUUCCAGUUCAAAGUAUCAAUGCUGCCAUCACACGUAAUGAUUGUGAGGAUGACAUGCCGAAGAUAGACCGCCUUCCUUCUAGGAUAGAAAAUGAGUUCAUUCCUGAGGAUGGGACUUCUGUUCCGGACUCAUUGAGGUCGGCCAGUAACCCUAAAGAGUCUUCUGAUAUUAUUUCUACCGCUAUUUCAGCAAACGAACUUAUACCAGAAGUAGAAGCAGUUGAAAAUGAAGACGCUACAGCAGCUGAGGAUGUCGCGUUAGAAGCACAUAAGAUUGGAAAUAUCGCAGUGUCAAAUGAAGAUACGGACGUUUUUCCGCGUAAUAUUUUCACUAGCAAAGUAGGUGAUAUGUUGGAAGAUGAAAUUGCUAAGGAGCAUACCGAAAUCUCAGAAGAUGCAGGCGUUGUUAAAUCACAUUCAGAAAUUUCAGAAGAGACAGGGGUUUCAAAAUCGCUUUCAGAGAUUUCAAAAGAGGCAGGUGUUGCAAAAUCACACUCAGAAAUCUCAGAUGAGGAUGACCUUGUAAAGAAGGAUACAGAGAUUUUGAUGCAGGAUGACGAUACAUUGGAGUAUACACAAACCUUACACGAGCAUGAUAAUGCACAGGAGCAUGCUGAUGCCUCAGAAGAAUUUCAGGCUUUAGAGAUGAAAAAUUCUGAAAAUGAGAAUGAGGAUGCUGGAGUGGAUUCUAACAUCAUAGGGCGGGAGUCUUUACCGGACCUUGAGGGUGCAAACUUUGAAAAUUACAUAUCUGAUGCAGCCCAGAAUGCGCGGCUUCAGGACACAGAGCAAGAAGCCGUGCAGGACAUGGCGGGUGUUGAGGUUAAGAAAGUAUCAGAUGAUUUUGAUCAAGUGAUGGUGAAUUCUGUUGAAGACUACGAAGAGAUACCUGAGAUUGAUAGAUUAAAGGCAGAGGUAUCUGCGCUAAAAGAAAAAUUGAGGUUGAUGGAGGUUGAAAAUCGGGUUCACCAUAAACAACAGGAGACCUCUUCUGAAAAUAGAGAACGAUUAGACCACUCCAUAUCGCGCAAAAAUGAAAAUCCGCAAGGUUCACCAGGUUCAGUUGAAGCCGGGAAAAUGCACCAUGGUUCUGGAGAAAAUUGUUCCGAGUUGCGGCAAAGCACUCCAGAUGUUGACUCCGAAAAUGUAAAAGGGAAGUUGGAGCCAACUAUUAGUGCUCGUAAACAACAUCGGCCUUUCAUCAUUUAUCCUAAACUCAAGUUCAAGGUGGAAACGUUCUAUGCAGUAGGAUCUCCACUUGGAAUGUUCUUAGCACUUCGCAAUAUACGCAUUGGACUAGGAACAGGGACGGAGUACUGGCAAGAUGAAGGCAUUGAUGAAGAAAUGCCAGCCUGCCGCCUUUUACUGAAUAUUUUUCACCCCUAUGAUCCAGUAGCAUAUAGGCUAGAGCCGCUUGUUUGUAAGGAGUUUGUCGACCAAAAACCUGUAUUUAUUCCUUAUCAUAAAGGAGGGAAACGCAUUCAUAUUGGACUCCAGGAGUUCGGUGAGGAUAUAAGCAUGAAAUCCAAGGCUUUCGUGAAUACUAUUAGUGCUGUUGGGACUCGAGUGGCUUACGCUUGUACUUCAAAGAAAGAUGAGAGUUUGAGAGAGGAAGAGGAAAAAGAGAGAAAUCGAAAGAAACCUAAAACUUAUGGACAAAUGGUCAUGGAGCGUCUCACGGGAAGUGCAGAAGGGCGCAUUGACUGCAUGUUACAGGAUGCCACAUUUGAGCAUCAGUAUAUAUCUGCAAUCAGUUCUCACACAUCCUAUUGGCAAGACCAGGAUACAGCCCUGUUUAUUUUGAGGCAUCUAUACCGUGACAUCCCUGAAAAACCAGAGUCUGAGGAUGUUCCAACGAUGGAAGCAAUUGAUGAAACGAUUGAUGAUAGCAACGCUACGGUGAAUUUGUCCCCUGUUCCAAGUGCGCAGGAUGACUGGGACUCUGGUGAUGAUGACUCCUCUUCGCUUUUCUUCAGCAAGGAGGACUUCGUUGCUUUGUUGGAAACAGAUCAAGCCAAAUCCACCCCAAAUCAGAAAGUGUAAAUAAUUGCGUACAUACAUUCACGUGCUAGUCCACACCAUAUGCUCUGUAGAAUCAUUAUUAGAUGCCCAAGAUUGUGACCUAAUUCAUAGCUUGUUGUCCCAAUGACCUCUGCAAUUGAGACAACGAUUAUGUACGAACGUAUCAUGUAACAUCUAUGAUUAAAGCUCGAGUUCGGUGUCGGGAGCCUAGUCUCCAUGACACGUCAAAAUCCUUAUAUUGUCA